AGGGAAGGCUGUGCCGCGGUCGUCAUUUUGAGAGGCUGGAUUGGGGCUCUGUGGUUUUCCCUUCCUUCAUACUCGUCCCCAACCUGGGCUGACCUACCCACGGCGAGGGCAUGGUGAAGCUUUUCGUGGGGAAGCUGCCCCCGGAGGUGCGGAGGGAUGAGGUUCAACCGCUGUUCGAGCAGUUCGGCAGAGUCAGUGAAUGCGAUUUAGUGAAGGACUAUGGCUUCGUGCACAUGGAAGAUGUGGAGGCAGCACAGAGAGCGAUCUCCCACCUGAAUAAUUACAAGCUUCGGGGAUUCUCCAUUAUUGUGGCUUUCAGCAAGAGCAAGAUUAUAUCCUCCUCCAAGUUGCAUGUCGCCAACGUUAGCUCCCACUGCAGCAAGCAAGAGCUGAGCACUUUGUUUGAGAAAUAUGGACCAGUCGUCAAAUGCAGGAUUAUAAAGAAUGAUGCCUUUGUGGAGAUGGAAAGAGGGGAAGAUGCCAAGGAAGCAAUGAGAGCUCUUAGUGACACAGAUUUCAAAGGCAAACGCAUCUAUGUCGAACUAUCGAAGAGUAAAGGGUGGAAAGAUCCCCGAACACAUUGUCACAAGUGUGGUAAGGAGGGCCACUGGUCUGCAGACUGUCCGAAAAAGCGAGGUGAUUUGGAGGACGGGUAUUCCCGAGAUCGCUCUGACCCUUACUCAGAGUCUCUGCGACCUGAAUCACGAUAUGGAGAGCAGUCGGUCAGUGGUAUGGAUCAGUUUGGGUUCAUCGAUUACUAUGCGAGGUAUCGGACACGUCCUUAUGGGGCGACGGUAGAGACCGAUUGUGAUCAGCAGGCACCUCAGCAUACACAUUUAAGUUCUCCCACAAGUGUCUUAGUCCACAGUGGUUUCGAGUAUCAACAUGUGACUCCACAAAAUGCUCAAUACAGCCAGGAAAGGAGCCCUCUGCAGAGACCGCGCCAGCUAUUUCCUCCAAGCAGCAGAGAUAGUUUGGAGUGUCCACACCUUGCCCAAUUUCCAACGUCCAGUCGAUCAUUUUAUGAGCAGGCGAGUUCGGCCAAUGACACUUGUGCAGACUCUGUAUAUUGAUUCAGAGGUGAGUCAGGUUCUCUCCAAAGUUCCAGUGUAAAGUUGUUAGUAAUUGUACUAAUAAAGUUUUCCACUGCCUCCUGGAGGUGAGUUGUUAAAA
This is a messenger RNA of Carcharodon carcharias (great white shark), 1173 nucleotides long. RefSeq names its product RNA-binding protein 4-like. Lineage: Eukaryota; Metazoa; Chordata; Chondrichthyes; Lamniformes; Lamnidae. The coding region runs from base 111 to 1073 and encodes 320 amino acids. The record is from RefSeq and is a predicted model, not a curated record. Gene Ontology annotation, molecular function: mRNA binding; zinc ion binding. Gene Ontology annotation, cellular component: nuclear speck. Gene Ontology annotation, biological process: mRNA splicing, via spliceosome. The transcript is spliced from 3 exons.